Messenger RNA from Adelges cooleyi (spruce gall adelgid), 1979 nucleotides. It is a transcript of the gene 26-29-p, whose product is annotated as digestive cysteine proteinase 1. Gene Ontology annotation, cellular component: lysosome. Gene Ontology annotation, molecular function: cysteine-type endopeptidase activity. Bases 206 to 1840 code for a protein of 544 amino acids. Gene Ontology annotation, biological process: immune response. The transcript has 11 exons. NCBI's taxonomy places the organism in Eukaryota, Metazoa, Arthropoda, Insecta, Hemiptera, Adelgidae. The record is from RefSeq and is a predicted model, not a curated record.
GUGUAAACAGCCGGCGUUUGCUUUGAUUCGCGUUGUUCGCCGUGUAGGUAAAUGAAUUCGCUGUGUCAGGGUUUUAUUUUUAUUCGUCCUAUAGAAAUAAAUGUCUUCGCAGUAGGGAAAAAAAAUUCCACACCGGUCAGUCAGAAAACGUUCAGUUCACUCGUAUGAACACAUUUUGAACAUUACACCAAGCCGCGUUCGAACGAUGGGUUUUUUGAAACAGUUUUUCAUAUCGUUUUCAACGAUUAUCGCCCUUGCUGUGGUGGUCGUUUCAGGAGCUGAACCACCAGCUUGGAAUCCAUACUAUUCUUUACAAGCUCAAAUUUCCAUACCAUAUGCCGAUGUGCAGGAGCCUUUUAAGGCGUGGUACGAUUCCGAAUCCGGCAACAGUAGAAUUGAUUAUUAUGAUGGAAUGGCAAAAACCUAUCAGCUAUCGGGUAAGGGAGAUUUCGGUGCAUCGAUUAAAGUUGUGCCGGUGACGACCGAAACAGAAACUAACACUGUAAAGUGUUUACAAGUAAACGGAACUAAAGAAAUGCACAUAACUCUACAACAAGCUCUUCCUGAUUUAAAAAAUUUCAAGCUGGCUAGUAUAGACGGUGAUAAAUUUGAAAAAUGGAUUUCUGUUGUAAGAGUCGGCGAUAAAGUCAGCAAGUACACCAUAUGGCUGUCCAGAGAGGACAAUUACAUAAUCCCGUUGAGGUACGAGAUGAAAGGAUUCAAUUCGUUAUUUGGUUCGCAUUACGAUCAUUACAUAAUAGAUUAUGAAAUUUUUAUACCUAGCAAGCCAGAACCGAGCAAUUUCAACGUAGAAGAUAUGCACUGUGAAUCUUUUCCUGGUCCGGGUAUAGACCACGUAUACACUUUCAACCCAAUGAUGGAGUUCAUAAACAAUUACGAUGACCAUGUCGACAACUCAUUUGAUCAUUUCAAAAAGCAUCACAGGAGGAACUACAAUAACUCGACAAAAGAGCACUUCACACGUAAAAAUUACUUCCGCCAAAACCUACGAUUUAUCCAUUCGAAAAAUCGAGCCAACAACGGGUACACUCUUGCUGUAAAUCAUUUAGCUGAUAAAUCUGAAUUGGAACUUAAAUCGUUGUACGGCUACAAAAAAACAAUGUUGGAAAAUAAUGGAGGAAAACCGUUCACGUACGAUUCCAAUAACAUUGAAGAAUUGCCAAGCGAAAUCGAUUGGAGAAUAAAAGGCGCAGUGAACCCGGUCAAAGAUCAAUCUGUUUGUGGUUCAUGUUGGAGUUUCGGGACAACUGGUGCAGUCGAAGGAGCAUACUUUUUGAAACACGGUCAUCGUGCCAGCUUUUCCGAACAGUCUUUGGUGGACUGCAGUUGGGGAUUCGGCAACAACGGCUGUGAUGGCGGAGAAGACUUCCGUGCGUACCAGUGGAUCGAGAAGCACGGUAUCCCCACAGAAGAAGCUUACGGACCGUAUUUGUCGCAGGACGGUCUUUGUCACGAGUCCAACAUGACGACUGACGGCCUGACAAAGAUAUCCGGUUUUGUUAACGUUACACAGUACGACGAAGAAGCGUUGAAGAGUGCUCUGGUCAAUCACGGUCCAAUCUCGAUAGCGAUUUACGCUUCGUUAAAAACGUUCAGCUUCUAUUCGAACGGCGUGUUCUACGAUCCAAAAUGCCUGAACAAACCCAAAGAACUCAACCACGCUGUGUUGCUCGUCGGCUACGGUGACUUGAACGGCAGUCCUUACUGGCUGGUCAAAAACUCUUGGUCUAACUUCUGGGGUAACGAUGGAUAUGUUCUGAUAUCGCGCAAGAACAACAAUUGCGGUGUUCUCACUUCACCGACAUACGUUCUUAUGUGAACACGAUUAGUUUUACGGCAAUUCUUUUUUUUUUUAAUUGCAUGAUUAUUAUACAAAUGGUUUUAUUUUACUUAUUACUUACAUACAAUGUAAUCUCAAAUUUAAAUUAAAAAUAAAGUGAUAUUUUUUUUAACCUUAA